Molecule: messenger RNA, 2100 nt
Organism: Insectozyma verbasci
Lineage: Eukaryota; Fungi; Ascomycota; Pichiomycetes; Serinales; Debaryomycetaceae
Source: the annotation of a GenBank genome assembly
AUGAAAGAUUUAGCGGAUAGCAGUAUAUUGUUAAAUAAUAUGUCUGAUAGUUUAUUAUUCAGACAAUUGAAAUCAGUUAAAGCUGGUCAAAUAGAAAGGUUUAAAAUUGAAUAUAAUCCUCAUGCUGAUGGUGAUGAAAUAAUUAUACCUCCCAAUUUAUAUAUCAAAAUUAAGAAUUUAGAACCAAUAAGUAAAAGAGCAAUAUAUUUAGCUGGUCCAUACAUAUUAUAUGUUGAUUGUAAGCUGUGUGACUAUGAUUCAAAUCAAAAAUAUUUUGUAACUGCUGAUCAUCCAAGUUUUGAACCUCAAUUAUUACCUGGUCAAUCAUUUUAUGUUCAAUUACUGUGUCAUACUUUGAAAAAACAUUAUUGUUGGGAAGUAGAUGUCAUAUCACAAAUUAUAUUUAAUAAUACUAUUGAAAUUGAUUUUGAAAUAACUAUAGGAACAUCAAGAGAAAUACUACAUGAUUCAUCAAAUGCCGAAAAUUCAGAUAAAAUAGGAACAUUUCAUCAUUUAUUAAAAGUUUAUUAUCAAGAUACAUUAGAUUUAUGGAAUUUACCAAUACCGAAACAAAAUAAACCAAGACAUUUAGUUAUUUUAACCCACGGCCUACAUUCAAAUGUAAGUGUUGAUAUGUUAUACCUUAAAGAACAAAUAGACAAGUUUGCUAAAGAGAAUGAAAGUGAGGAGGAGAUAGUUGUAAAAGGAUAUUUUGGUAAUAUAGGUAAAACAGAACGAGGGAUUAAAUAUUUAGGUUCUAGAGUUGCUGAAUAUAUUAUAGAGUUAAUUAAUGAUAAUGAAAAUUUAAAUAAUGGUCAAACUACUAAAAUUUCAUUUAUUGGACAUUCGUUAGGUGGUUGUGUACAAACAUUUGCUAUAGCAUAUUUAAAAAUUAACUUUCCAUGGUUUUUCGACCAAAUUAAACCAAUCAAUUUUGUUACCGUAUCAUCUCCUUUACUCGGUGUUGUUAAUGAAAAUCCAAUGUAUGUUAAACUUGUAUUAUCAGCUGGAUUAGUUGGUAAAACAGGACAAGAAAUGGGAUUAAAAAUUUUGGAAAACAAUUCAAAACCAUUACUUUUAUUAUUACCAACUGGAGCAACUCAUCAAGUAUUGAAAAAAUUCCAAAAAAGGACAGUUUAUGCAAAUGCAAUAAAUGAUGGGAUAGUACCUCUACGUACAUCAUCUUUAUUAUAUCUAGAUUAUAGAGGCCUUGCAAAAAUUAUAAAUUCUGAUGAAUUAGCAAAUAGUGAAAAGACAGAUAAAGUACCGAAAAAUGUUGAGAAAGUUAAUAAGUUCCACUCUGUACAAACAUUGCUUAGUUACUUUAUGCCCUUUCAAAAAUCAACUGAAGAUAAUCAUAAAGAUGGUUAUUUAAGAGAUCAAUUAACAGGAACAGAUAUUGAAAUACCAAACAGUACAUUUUUAGAUUCAGCUGCUAGUAUAAUAUUACCACCUGUACCUUCAAUAAAGCUUAUAGUUGAUCCAUCAUCAAGAGAAAAUCCAAUAAUUCAUGAUAAAGUAUAUUAUGAAGACGAUUUACCACCAGUAGAUAAACCAAACAUAGAAGAAACAAUAGCAAGAGAAUAUCAUAAAUCAAUGAGCUGGAGAAAAGUAAUUGUGAAAUUGAAACCCGAUGCUCAUAAUAACAUAAUUGUAAGGAGACGUUUUGCAAAUGCGUAUGGAUGGCCUGUGAUACAGCAUUUGGUAGAGAAUCAUUUCAAAGAUUCUGAAGUUAAAGAAUUACCGAACAUUUCCUCAUUAGACUCAUUAGAUGAAGAAUUAGAUUUACUGAAGAUUGUUUCAAGAGAUUUAAUAGCUAAACAAAAUAAUGAAAUUGAUCAAACUACAACCGAAGAAGAAAUUUCAUGGAUAAAUUCAAAAGAUAAUAGUGAUUCAGUAUUUGCUUUAGGAGUUACUGGAUUAAUUGGAGAAAUAACUGGUAUGAUGGGAGAUUUUAGAGACCAAAUUUAUAAAUAUUCUUUAAAUCCCCCUACAUUACCUAUAAUUGGACAAAUUCCAAUACCACAAUCAUUAGCACCAAAUGAAAAACCAGAAGAAAAUAAUGAAACUGCUAUGAAAUUAAUGAAUGAUUUUAUAUAG